AAACAGAACAAGGAUCGCAGUGAAGAAAUUCUUUAAUUUUUUUAAUUUAUAAACUCAAAUUGCCACGAAAAAUGUGUGAAAAAAUCUAAAAUGGGAAAUACUGACACAAAAUUGAACUUUCGGAAGGCAAUUGUGCAAUUGACGAACAAGACAAAGCCCAUCGAUGCGAGCGAAGAUGCCUUUUGGCAGCAGUUUUGGAAUGAUCAUGCGACAACGGCAUUAGAUGUUUUUGCUCUCGUGCCUCCCAAUGAAAUCAGGAAGUUACGGGAGGACAUGCCGCAGAACCUUGCCACGUUACUGUACAAAGCUGUCGAACGUCUUGUGCGUGCCGUGGAUAAUAGUUGUCGCACGCAGCAAGAGCAACAAUGUGUCUUGAAUUGCGUGCGACUUUUGACACGGAUUUUGCCUUAUAUCUUCGAAGACGACGAAUGGCGUGGAUUUUUUUGGUCAUCGCUCCCCUCCGAGAACGAACACGAUGACUCAGCAACGCCAUUAGCGCAAAGUUUACUGAAUGCCAUUUGCGACUUGUUAUUUUGCCCGGAUUUUACGGUCGUUGGAUCGCGUCGCAGUGGUCCCGAUAAGGCGGAGGAGCUUGCCAACAUCGACAGUUGCGAAUAUAUUUGGGAAGCGGGUGUGGGUUUCGCUAAUUCGCCGUCGCGUGUGGGCGCCAUGGAUGAACGACGAACCGAAUUGCUGAAAUUACUUCUAACUUGCUUCAGUGAGACGAUGUAUCGCGAUCCAAAUGCUUCGGAAGAACCAAAUAAGUGGAUUUCGCACUUUACAUCGGCCGAAAAUCGACAUGCUUUGCCGCUUUUUACGUCGUUGCUGAACACCGUUUGUGCUUACGAUCCCGUCGGAUUGGGAGUCCCUUACAAUCAUCUACUUUUCACCGAUACAGUUGAACCUCUGGUCGAAGCAUGCAUUCAAAUUAUGAUCGUUUGCUUGGAUCACGAUAUCACACAAAGCUCAAGUCCCUCAAACACCUCAACUUACAACGUCGAAGACUCCCUUUUGGGCGACAAUUUGUUCAUCAACUACCUUUCUCGCAUCCAUCGAGAUGAGGAUUUUUCCUUUAUCCUCAAAGGCAUCGUGCGAUUGUUGAAUAAUCCGUUGACACAAAGUUAUUUGCCCAAUUCGACGAAACGCUUGCAUUGUCAUCAGGAGUUGUUGGUGUUCUUUUGGAAAAUUUGCGAUUACAACAAGAAAUUUCUCUAUUACGUGCUGAAAAGUAGCGACGUUUUGGAUAUCCUGGUCCCGAUUUUAUUUCAUCUGAAUGACUCGCGAGCAGAUCAAAGUCGCGUUGGACUGAUGCACAUUGGAGUUUUUAUUCUGUUACUUCUUUCGGGCGAGAGAAAUUUCGGCGUGAGACUUAAUAAGCCGUAUACAGCAACAGUUCCCAUGGAUAUUCCUGUCUUUACAGGAUCUCAUGCGGAUUUAUUGAUUACUGUUUUUCAUAAGAUUAUUACGACGGGACAUCAGCGAUUGCAGCCCUUGUUUGAUUGUCUCUUGACUAUUCUCGUUAAUGUGUCUCCAUAUUUAAAAACCCUCUCGAUGGUCGCAAGCGUAAAACUUUUGCACUUACUCGAAGCAUUCAGCACUCCAUGGUUUUUGUUUUCGGCUCCGUCAAAUCAUCAUCUCGUCUUUUUCCUCUUGGAGAUCUUCAAUAACAUCAUUCAGUACCAAUUUGACGGCAACUCGAAUCUAGUCUACACAAUCAUCCGAAAGCGACAAAUCUUUCAUGCCCUCGCAAAUUUACCGACAGACAGUUACGGCAUUUCGCGCUGUUUGAGCAAUCGCGGCGGCAAAGCAGGAGGAGUUCAUCGACCCAUUCAAGCGUCGAAUUCAACGAAAGCGCCAACCAAAGAAGAGCUCGACGAGAAUUCUGACGUUUCGGAGGAGGAAACAGAAGGCGAAGACGAACCGGAAGAAGAUGCAGAGGAAAAAAGUGAAGCUCGAACGCCCGAACCAUCGAUGGAAGGAAGUACUCCGGCACAAGCUGCUGAACCGGGAACACUGAAAGCAACGUUGAUGGAUACGCCGGCACUCACGCAAAUGACUGAAAAAGAAUCGGCGCAUCCGACAGGCGAUCAACCGUUGUGCGAUUUGGGAUCUCCGACGAAAUUACCGACGCAAGAAGCGAAUUCUGAAGCUGAAACGACGAACAAAGAAAAUGAAACAAAAGUCGAAGAACAAAAAGAGAAACCAAAAACUCCCGUUGCAAGUCCCGAAAAAACUCAAACCUUGAAACGAGGCGUCGUCAAUCAACGAGGCAGUAUUAGACUCACCGAAAGUAAUUCCCGUACGUCAAAACUGAACAUUCCUCCGCCAGCUACAUGGCAUCCAACGCCCGAAUGGGUUCAAGCAUGGCAGAAAAAGUUACCGUUACAGACGAUCAUGAGACUUUUGCAAGUUUUGGUACCUCAAGUUGAAAAAAUUUGCAUUGACAAGGGCUUAACAGACGAGUCUGAAAUCCUGAAAUUCCUUCAACAUGGCACUUUAGUCGGCUUACUGCCUGUUCCUCAUCCGAUUUUGAUAAGAAAAUAUCAAGCGAAUAGCGGAACAACGGCUUGGUUUCGAACUUAUAUGUGGGGCGUCAUUUAUUUGAGGAAUGUUGAGCCCGCAAUUUGGUACGACACAGAAGUGAAAUUGUUCGAAAUUCAACGUGUAUAAAGGAAAUAGUCAAAUUAUUGUCCAUCUUUUGCAGCUUUUUAAAAAUCUUGACGUAGUUAGGACAAAAAUUUAGAUUAAUGUUAAAAAAAAAACAAACCAAAAGUGGGAAAUUCAAAAGUUAACUUAGCUUUCUAAAGCAAUUAUAUGUUUGUUUAUGUACUUUUUGCUUAAUCAUUCCGUGUAAAUUUAUGAAUUUUAUCUUUUCUGUCCAGAGAAUAAAGAAAAUUAUUAUAUCGAAGGAAAAUUUAACAAAAAUUUAAUCAAAAAACAGAGUGUAAUCA
Culicoides brevitarsis is the source of this 2951-nucleotide messenger RNA. Its product is annotated as protein HID1. The transcript is spliced from 6 exons. Gene Ontology annotation, cellular component: membrane; Golgi trans cisterna; Golgi medial cisterna. The record is from RefSeq and is a predicted model, not a curated record. Lineage: Eukaryota; Metazoa; Arthropoda; Insecta; Diptera; Ceratopogonidae. Bases 91 to 2670 code for a protein of 859 amino acids.